UCUCUCUCCAUAAAUAGACGCGCCUUCUUCUUGAAUCUUCUCGCUAAUUGCCGAGAAGAAGUUCUCAAUCUCGAACACCAUCUCUUCCUCUCUGUCUCUCUCUGUUUCUCUCUGCAGUUCGGAGCUUCUCAGACCCCCUCUCCAAUGGCGCGGUACUACGGCAGCAGCAGCUACCGCUUCUACGCGGACCACCUCUCCCUCCCGCCCUUGCACCUCUGCUUCUUCGUCGCCAUCCUCUUCCUCGUGCUGGGCUUCUCGUGGUACAUCAACUACGAGUCGGUGGUCGAGGACAUGAUGACCCAGGUCAAGCUCUUCCUCAUGCUCUGCCCCGUGGUCCUGCUCCUCCUCGUCCACUUCCUCUCCAACGAGGAGGACCGGAACCGGGUGCCCUUCUUCCUGGCCAUGCCGGAGCGGGACUCGCUCCACCGCGCCGGGGGUUCGCCGUGGGGCAUCGCGGCGGUGCUGGUGUUCCUGAUCUUCAUGGUGUCGUACCAGUCCUCGCUGCAAGAGCGCUGGUUCCCUCUCUUGUCUAGGUGAUUAUGAGUCGAGUUGGAGUAUCAUUUCCGAUCGCCUUCGUGUAUUAUGAGCGUAAUUAGCGAGGAGAGACCAGUUACGCGAGUGUAUUUAGCCAUGCUUUCUCGGGUCUGAUGUUCUUCUAAGUCUCUGUAAAUUGUGUUCCAGUUCAGUUUGGGGAGCAUAAUGAUAUACUACGAAGUGUGUCUUCCUGA
Rhodamnia argentea is the source of this 728-nucleotide messenger RNA. RefSeq lists its product as uncharacterized. NCBI's taxonomy places the organism in Eukaryota, Viridiplantae, Streptophyta, Magnoliopsida, Myrtales, Myrtaceae. The transcript has a single exon. The coding region runs from base 145 to 537 and encodes 130 amino acids. The record is from RefSeq and is a predicted model, not a curated record.